Messenger RNA from Plasmodium coatneyi, 1983 nucleotides. RefSeq names its product KIR-like CYIR protein. Bases 1 to 1983 code for a protein of 660 amino acids. NCBI's taxonomy places the organism in Eukaryota, Apicomplexa, Aconoidasida, Haemosporida, Plasmodiidae. The transcript is spliced from 4 exons. The record is from RefSeq and is a predicted model, not a curated record.
AUGGAAGCAGUUUCAAAUAUGUUGCCCUCGGACGAAAUGUAUGCUCCUUUUAAGGAACGCAGUACGUGCCUAGGAAGAACCAAUAAGCCAGAAUGUGACGCAGAAUUAAUAGAAAGAGUGAGGGUCGCAUUAAAAGCACGCCAAAUUAAUGAUGAGAACUUUGCUAGGAAUAUUGUGAAAAACUGGUAUUAUGCAUGCAUGAAGGGAAAUAACCCAGCAUACUACGACCCAUGCUAUUUCUUUUAUUAUUGGUUGGGUACUGAAAUAAUAACAAAGAAGCGGGGCAGUCAUAAUUUUACGGAUAUCAUGAAGGCAGCCUACGCCCAUCUCGACAGUUCCAAAUGUACUAAUAAAUGCACUAAUAUAUAUGACGACGUUGGCGAACAUGUUUUCAAGCAGAGUAAAAUAUUCUUCGACUCCUUUUAUAACUAUAGUAUUAUGGCGAGACAGCAGGAAGAAAAUACAUUUCCCCGCUGUCAGAAGUUAAACCAAGGUCUGACGGGAGCUAAAGAGGCAUAUGACAGAUUAUGUGAAAUUUGUGACAGCAGCAAUGAUAAGUGUUGUACAAAAUUUAAGCAGCAGCAUAAGACAAGUAAUAAGUGUGAUUCGUGGAAUAUGCAACCAUUAACAUGUGAAGAUGUGUCGGAGGAAGGAAAACUUGCAUCAUGUACACAGGACGAGGAAAAUUCCUGUCCAGCAAAACUAGCAAAAACACUACCAAAAAAAGGAACACCCACACUAACGAAAGAACAUUUGGAAAGGUUGAACUCAUAUAUGCUCUAUUAUAAGCAGUUCAAAAGUAAUCUUAGCUAUUGUAGUUAUCCCUGUUUUCCUACCAAAAGCAUAGCAGACAAAAUAAAGGGAUAUUUCACUAAUGAAAAGUAUGCUAAUGUAAUUGGCAGGGCAUUAUGUUAUAUGUAUACCAAGAGAAGGGACAAUGAAUUCACUGAUACGAACUGUAAAUUUUUCAACUUUUGGUUGCAACAUAUAUUAUCUAACGAAUUGAAGAAGGACACUUCACCUUCAACUGUUAUAGAUACAAUUAACACAGAAUUGAUACAAAUUCAGGAAAAACAUAAAUGUACCCUCACCGACCUUAGUACCACCACCACAAAUAACGUCUCUUUUGAGCAUAGAAAAACACUAUUUGAAUUCCUCACAGACCAUGAUAAAAUAAUGAGCCAAUUAGGGACGUCGAACCAGAAAAGUAAACCUCUUUCUCCUACGCCUUCCUGCAGUAAAAAAUAUAAAGCUCACUUAGAUGCCAUUAAAUCAGCUUAUAAAGACGUAUAUGCAAAGUGCCAUGCUACGAAUAAUGCUUGCCAUAUCGAUUUUAAGGAAUUAUUUACAAAGGUUGGGAGUGGUAAUGGAACGCUAACAUUAGAAUGUCAGCAACUGUCUCCAGAAGAAGAGGCUUCCUUAAAGGAGGAGGGGAAGGAGGAAGAGGAUGAACUUUCUUCUCUUCUUUCUAAAGGUGGUGGUGACCUAACUGUGGACGACGACCGAACUGGUAGUUGUAAUGAACAGCUUAAUGAGAUGUUAGACAGUUUUCAACUAUGGCGGGGGGAUGGAACGGAGGCUACCUCGGUGCAUGAAAAGAACACAGCCGUUCCAGCUAUAUCCGCUGCCCUUACUACAAUAGCAUUACCAGCAGUUGUGUUCUAUCUAUAUAAGUACAAUCUUCUACCCUCUUGGAUCAGUAACCAUUUUGGAGGAGGAAGCAGUAAAAUAAGGAAGGGAAAAAAAAGAUCCACCACACACCAUUUCAAUACACUAACAGAAGACGACAACGACACCUCAACAACAUUAUAUUCAACAACAGACACUUCCACAACAAUAGGUGACGAUUACACAACAACAGAUGAUCAUUCUACCAUAUAUAAUGAUGAGUCACCACGACCAACGCCAUCUACCAGAAGUGGAAGAGGAGCAGGAACAUAUACUGCACCAAAUCACCGGACAAAUAUACGUUAUCAUCCCUAG